This is a messenger RNA of Paramecium octaurelia, 1342 nucleotides long. NCBI's taxonomy places the organism in Eukaryota, Ciliophora, Oligohymenophorea, Peniculida, Parameciidae. The record is from the annotation of a GenBank genome assembly.
AUGGACAAUAUAUAUAAGUUUAAGGCAAGUAGUUCAGUGGGGCAUUUAAAAAGUCUGAAUAAUGAUAAACAAUUCUAUUCAGAAGAGGAAAGUAGUAAGAAAGAGGAAGAGGAAAAGCAAUUGAAGAAGUAAAGCAAGCCUCCUAGUAAGAUGUCUUAAUUCAGUAAAAAUGCUACUGGAUAUUAAACCGAUGAUUCUGACAAAGAGACACCGAAAAAUAAUAAGGUAGGACCCUCAAGUAAGGAUAUAUUGGAUUAUUUUAGGUUAGAAAGUAUCAAAAUUUAGAAAUUUGGUAAAUGCUAAAAAAAUUGAGGGUGACAAUGAUGAUCCGAAUUUCGAUGAUGAUGAUGACAAGCCAACAACCAUUUAAUAAUAGAUUCAGCAUGUUUAAUAGCAAAGUGAAGAUUAAUAUGAUGUGGAACAGUAGGCGAGUAAAAUGCAACAAAAAUACGCUAAGAAUGAGGUUGGGAAGUCUACAAAAAUGAAGUAAGAAAGAUGAUAAUAAUUAGACACUCAAAUACUUAAUAGAGUGUUGAUGCUAUUUCUGAUGUGGAGCAAAUGAAGAGUAAAUAGCAUUAAGAAGGGAAGUUGAAGAACCAUCCUUUUCGACACCUUAUCUAUGGUCCAAGUAUAGGAGAGAAUUCUUUUAAUAAAUUUUUAUAAUUAACUCAAAGAGGCUUGGUUUAUGCAAAGAAAUGCUUAAAAGGACCUUCCGAGAAAUUCAUAAAAUCAAAAAUGGUUUAAUUACAGGAAUGUGCAAUUGUAAAGGCAAAGACUUUAUUGUUGGAUUUGGAUGAGACUUUAAUUCACAGCUGUUCUUUGAGGGAGAAUCCAUAAGUGACAGUAACAGCUUUUGGAGAUUACGGAGAAGAAGCAAAGGUAUUGGUGUAAUAUAUUUUAGAUUCAUUUCAACAUUAGACCAUUUUGCACAUGGUUUUUACAAUAAAUGAAUUAAUUGUAUACAAUUUAUGUAUAUACAGCUUCAUCAUCUGCUUAUGCAAAUGCAAUUGUAAAUUAUUUAGAUCCAAAAAGACAAUGGAUUAUGGGAAUUUUGUCAAGAGGAAAUUGCAUGGAAACAAAGAAUGGAUUUUUUAUUAAAGACCUUAGAAUUAUUGGGAAUAAACAAUUAAAGGAUAUGGUGAUUGUGGAUAAUCUAGCUCACUCGUUUGGAUUCUAAAUAGAGAAUGGAAUCCCAAUCUUGGAAUGGCAUAAUGACUAAAAUGAUCAAGAACUUAAAUAUAUGGCAACCUACUUGAUGGAAGCUGCUGAACAAGAGGACAUUAGAUAAUUUAAUACACAAAGGUUGAAGCUAGAUCAACUUAUCGAAUAUAAUUUAGAUUGA